AUGGCGCUCAGGGAUACCAACACCUUCAAUGUUCUACGGCCAGCCCCUGCAACGAUGCUCUAUAACGUCAUCGGCUCGUUCAGUAUCUCCGGCCAGCAGAUCGACGUCUCUGCUGGGACUGUGCUGGCCUUUUUCAUAAAGCUCUGUCUGGGCUUCGCCGUAUCGACAACUUUUGCGAAGGUGGCUUGGAGGGCAAUCAAUUUUAAGUCAGCAAAAGUCGGGACCUUGGACGAGGAAAAUUCUGCAUAUUAUGCCAUUGGCCAUCAUUUUCUGCGUUGUCUGAUAGACAUCGUAAAUGCUGGAAACAGGAGGGUUGCUGCCGGUUGCUUCAUUCGUUACUCCAGCUACGUUGACGGUCCGUCUAGUCUCUACGAUGAAGUCCCACAAGUAGACUUCAAGUCGCUGAAUUUCGCAUUCUUACCUGUUGCAAACGGUCCUUCUUCCGUUUUUGAUCACGCUGGCCCGCAAUAUCCCGUGCAAAGGGUAGUCAGUGCAACGCUUACACAAGGUGAAAUAUUGCUUAUCAGCUUACCCAAAACGAGUUCCUUUUGGAUGCUUGACUUCCACGGCCCAGCGGUGAAAUGUGCGCCGGUCAACACGACCUGGCAUCGUCAGAUCCGGGAAAACAUCUUCGACAUGACGAACUCGACCGAUCCGCCAUGCGGCAUAUCCUACGGUUACAUAUCAUGGGUACCGGAUGCAUCGUCGCCAGAUGGCUUCUUGCCAUUCACGACCAUCACUGCUGGAGGGAAAUUGACCCUCCGUCUCGGCACGCUGGGGCUCCAGGGUGAAGCAUUUUAUGCAAGCGAUGGAGGACUAUACCCUUCUUCCUUUCCAGCCCUGUCCUUCCUGGUUGCGGUGUUUCCCAGCAUGGACACGGGAUUUCUAAUGGAUAGCUGUGCCCUUGAGGCACCGGCAUUCGCGGACUUGACCAUCUUCCAAUGCUCUCUCUUUAACGCGUUGUAUGUGAGCAACUAUAGCUACGUGAAUGAAGUGCAGAAUAUAAGCACGUCGGUGCUUCUACCGUCACUGAACUCGGUUGGCUAUCUGGGCGGAAGGCGCCGAGCCCAUUGGCGUAUUGAACGCCAAUGGGGCAUUAGUCCACAGUGA
This is a messenger RNA of Monascus purpureus, 1110 nucleotides long. NCBI's taxonomy places the organism in Eukaryota, Fungi, Ascomycota, Eurotiomycetes, Eurotiales, Aspergillaceae. The record is from the annotation of a GenBank genome assembly.